AUGCCUGGAAAUCUAAAGUUACUAAGCGAUGGCAUUCGCGAAGGCGACCCCGAAUUGUAUGCUAUCAUAAAGGCUGAGAAAAAACGCCAAACUGUGGGUUUGGAAAUGAUUGCCAGCGAGAACUUCACAUCCGUUUCGGUGCUGGAAUGCUUGAGUUCAUGCUUGCACAAUAAAUAUUCAGAGGGUAUGCCUGGCAAGCGUUACUAUGGUGGCAAUGAAUUUAUCGAUGAAGUAGAGCGUCUUGCACAAAAGCGUGCACUCGAAGUAUUCCGUCUCAAUCCCGAUGAAUGGGGUGUAAAUGUGCAACCUUACUCAGGCUCCCCUGCCAACUUUGCUGUGUACACUGGACUAUGCCAACCACACGAUCGCAUUAUGGGCUUAGAUUUGCCCGAUGGUGGCCAUUUAACGCAUGGUUUUAUGACUGCAAAAAAACGCAUCUCUGCCACGUCCAUAUACUUCGAGAGCAUGCCAUAUAAAGUGGACGCGCAAACGGGUUUAAUCGAUUACGAUCAAUUGGAGGCUAGUGCUAAGCUAUUCCGGCCACGGAUAAUCAUAGCAGGCGUAUCCUGUUACUCACGUUGUCUUGACUAUGCACGCUUUCGUAAGAUCUGUGAUGAUAAUGAUUCUUAUCUCUUUGCUGAUAUGGCUCACGUUGCCGGCCUGGUGGCGGCUGGCUUGAUUCCGUCGCCAUUUGAAUACGCCGAUGUUGUUAGCUCUACGACACACAAAACGUUGCGCGGUCCACGCGCUGGUGUCAUCUUCUAUCGCAAAGGUGUACGCAAGGUACUGCCAAAUGGCGAAAAAGUAUUAUACGAUUUGGAGGAACGCAUAAACGCAGCUGUUUUCCCAGGUUUACAAGGUGGUCCACACAAUAACACUAUAGCUGGCAUUGCCACCGCCAUGAAGCAGGCACAGUCACAAGAGUUUGUUGACUACCAAAAGCAGGUUAUCGCCAAUGCGCGUCGUCUAUGCGACGGUUUGAUAAAGCGUGGAUACAAUAUUGCCACCGGUGGCACUGAUGUUCAUUUGAUAUUGCUCGAUUUACGCAACAUUGGUUUGACUGGCGCAAAAGGUGAAUAUAUAUUGGAAGAAGUGAAUAUUGCCGGCAACAAGAAUACAGUACCAGGUGAUAAGUCAGCAUUGAAUCCAUCUGGCAUACGAUUGGGAACACCAGCUUUAACUACACGUGGUUUAGUAGAGUCCGAUUUUGAUGUUGUUGCGGACUUCAUUGAUCGAGCAUUGAAACUGUGCGUUGAAGCAACUAAAAUAUCCGGCCCCAAAUUGGUGGAUUUCAAGGAAGUCUUAAAGUCGAACAAAGAAAUCGCAGAAAAACUGGGCAAAAUACGUCGUGAUGUUG
This is a messenger RNA of Rhagoletis zephyria (snowberry fruit fly), 1357 nucleotides long. Its product is annotated as serine hydroxymethyltransferase, cytosolic-like. NCBI's taxonomy places the organism in Eukaryota, Metazoa, Arthropoda, Insecta, Diptera, Tephritidae. The record is from RefSeq and is a predicted model, not a curated record. Gene Ontology annotation, biological process: tetrahydrofolate interconversion. Gene Ontology annotation, cellular component: nucleus; mitochondrion; cytoplasm. Gene Ontology annotation, molecular function: pyridoxal phosphate binding; glycine hydroxymethyltransferase activity.